AUGUCUGAUUCGUGCGUGGUUUGGUUCACGCCCAGCUCGAACCUAUUUCCAACAAGCUCAAAAGCCCUUAAAACCUCUCACAGGGAGCCUAUGAUACAUGCAGAGAUUCUGUCCCAUUCUGCGGAUAUAAUGUGCUUGCAGGAAGUGGAUCGCCUAGAAAAGCUUUCUUCUACUCUAGAACAAGCAGGGUAUUCCUUUGCUUAUGCUGCAGGCCCUGGAAAGCAGCAUGGCUGCCUUAUUGCUUACAAGCAGAACAAAUACAGCCGAGUGGACGAACUUAUAAUUGAGUACGACAAGCAAGAAGUGCAUGAGGAUUCUUCCCAUCCCGCUACACGUAUCGGAUCGAGUCGCAUUACGAAAAAUAUCGGUUUCAUGGUCGCAUUAGCUGAAGUCGGGGCCGAUCACCAAGGUGUCAUCAUCGCAACCACCCAUCUGUUUUGGCAUCCUGCAUUCACGUACGAAAGGGCAAGGCAGGCCGGCAUUCUCAUUCGAGAAGUCCUUCAUUUCCGACAGUCUAUGAAACUUGACCAUUGGCCCUGCAUCAUCGCCGGCGACUUCAACUUCACUCCCGAUGACCCGGCAUACUCCUUGCUCGUCGGCGAUUCGCUUACUGAGGCCCAGUCUCAGUGUUUGCAUAUGUCUCGUGUAAUUCAUAUAACCAUCGAUCCCACUAUAGUAUCAACUGCCAAGAAGGCAGACGAUGAAGAGGGAGAUGGCUCAGAGGCUGAUCCAGAUAGGGUCAUCAAUAACUCCAGAGUAGCCACUUCAUCAGACGGACUGCUGUCCGACCUUGAAUUGACAUCACUCUUCAUCAAUGGUGCCAAGCUUCGGAGCGCAUAUGAUGAAGGUCAAAGGACACAGAGAGACAACGGCACCCCAGGUGAUUUGUACACAUUUGGCGAUCGAGUCUCUUUGCCCCCGACCAGACUCGGAGCUCAUGAACCAAUGUGGACUAGUUACACAAACUACUGGAAGACGACGCUAGACUACAUUUUCUUCGUAGACACACCCAAACACAGCAUCAAUGUUGCAGGCUACCUCAACCCACAUCGUACCACUGACAUGGAAGCAGGUCUUCCUCAGAUUGGCGUUUGCGGAAGUGAUCACGUCUCUCUUUGUGCAGAACUCCUUUUAUCAUGA
Molecule: messenger RNA, 1140 nt
Organism: Suillus fuscotomentosus
Lineage: Eukaryota; Fungi; Basidiomycota; Agaricomycetes; Boletales; Suillaceae
Product: endonuclease exonuclease phosphatase
Exons: 7
Coding region: 1-1140 (379 amino acids)
Molecular function (GO): poly(A)-specific ribonuclease activity
Source: RefSeq, a predicted model, not a curated record